GACGAAGAGAUUGGGAUGGAAUCUUUCAUUCGUUCAUUCUUCUUCUUCCUCUUGGCCUUCUUCUUGCUAUUCAUCCUCCAAUUCCCACCUUCCGUCAUCGGAUCCUACCCUGGUAAGCCUGCGCCAUCUGACGCAGCUGCCACAGCUCGCUGGCUGGCGUCCCAGAACUCCUGGGGCGUUCUCAGCACCAUUUCAAUUGAUUUGGAAGGAGCUCCAUUUGGAAAUGUGGCUUCAUUUAGUGAUGGAUUACCAGGGGAAGGCCUUGGCAUCCCCUAUUUUUAUUUGACAACAUUGGAUCCAACUGCAAGAGAUGCGCAGAAAGAUGAGAGAUCAUCGUUUACUAUUAGCGAGUUUCCAAUUGGAUCUUGCGGCAUGAGAGAUCCUGAGAACCCUGCUUGUGCAAAACUCACUCUUACUGGAAAGCUGAAAUUGGUUGAUGUCCAUUCUGCUGAAUGGGAGUUUGCGAAACUAGCACUUUUCUCAAAGCAUCCUGAGAUGGAAAGUUGGCCAGAAGACCACAAGUUCCAAAUAUUCAAAUUGGACAUAGAGAAUAUAUUUCUGGUUGACUGGUUUGGUGGUGCCAAGCAUAUCUCUCCAGCUCAGUACCUUGACUAUAGCAUGAAUCAAGAUUCCUUAAUGUCCCAGGCAUGAAUGAAAGCUUGUGUGUGAUAUAAAAUUGUUCUCACUACUUUGUCAUCAUGUACAUACAAGACUCUGCAUAAAAACAAGGAUUGUUGCAGGAACCAAGAUCCCUCAAUGCAACAAGAUUCUACUGUCUAUUACCAUAAGCUUGAAUACUAUAUUCCUUGUAGUUUGCUGUGUAAAUAAGAAUUGUUGAUAUUAUCUGAGCUUGUUGCUCAAAUAACCAGUAAUGCAAUAUGUGGAUGCUGUCUUACAUUUUAUUUUGAGUUUUACUGUGAUUUAGA
Molecule: messenger RNA, 926 nt
Organism: Dioscorea cayenensis subsp. rotundata (Guinea yam)
Lineage: Eukaryota; Viridiplantae; Streptophyta; Magnoliopsida; Dioscoreales; Dioscoreaceae
Product: protein CREG1
Exons: 6
Coding region: 16-651 (211 amino acids)
Source: RefSeq, a predicted model, not a curated record